Scleropages formosus (Asian bonytongue) is the source of this 1673-nucleotide messenger RNA. Its product is annotated as CD99 antigen-like protein 2. The record is from RefSeq and is a predicted model, not a curated record. Lineage: Eukaryota; Metazoa; Chordata; Actinopteri; Osteoglossiformes; Osteoglossidae. The transcript is spliced from 11 exons. Gene Ontology annotation, biological process: T cell extravasation; homotypic cell-cell adhesion; positive regulation of neutrophil extravasation. The coding region runs from base 232 to 753 and encodes 173 amino acids. Gene Ontology annotation, cellular component: plasma membrane.
ACAUGGUGCCAGAGUGCGGGUUAUUCCGUCCACUCCGUGCAACCCACGUGCCGAGCGCUGGCACGGGUGCGGGCGCGCGCAGGGCGCGGCUGAGCGGGGACGCGCAGAGCCCGUGUCCGCCGUCGGACGAGAGACAGUUCGGGUGGCGAGACCCACGAGACGGAGAAGGAGAAGAGGAGGAGGAAGAGGAGGAGGAGGAGGAGGACACCGCCGCACCCGCGCUCAGCCAAGAUGAUGCCACUCUUGUGGACCUUCAUUGUCGCCAGUCUGUCAGUAGGAGCCAGAGCUCAAGGGUUUGAUCUUUCAGACGCUUUUGAUACCACUGUCUCAACAACUUGGACCGUACCCGCGUCUGUAAAACCCAAGAGCCCAGUUACGGGUGAAGCAGUUCCUUUCGUGCCUGAAAGCUCAAAACAACCACCAAAAGAUCUCGAGACGAGAAAACCCACAAUAAGCCAUCCUUCGAAGACUGAUACUGGUCCCGUUGGCGACUCGGACCUGGAACAACAUGGCGGUGACUCUGAACCAGCAGAUGGGACCAAGAAGCAUCAUGAUGCUGGAUCUGGCCCAGUUGCUGGUAUCUUGAGUGCCGUGGGUGUCGCCAUCCUGGGUGCCGCCACCAGUUUCUUUGCCUACCAGAAGAAGAAGUGGUGUUUUAAAGUACAAGGCGGUGAUCCUGAACGUGCCGACAAGAACAUUCAGGAGAACCAGACUGAGCCUCAGGUUCUUAGCAAUCUGCAGAACACAGCAUGACUGCUGGAGCCGAAUCUACAAAACCCAGGAGGAAUUUACUUGAUGAACACCUUUCAGAUGUUCCAUGUGUUAGAUGCCGGAACAGUGCAGGUCUUGUCAGUUAUGCUGACCAAGUUCAGCGGUAGAAAUGUUUAUAAGUGCUUAUGAGAAUAUAACAAUACCACUUUUUUAGGUGUUACGCAGCAAAAUACGCCUUAAUUUUUGUACGUAUUUUUAAAGAAAUUCUGGUAAAGUACCAGGUAUUAUUUUUUAAUGAUUUCGAAACAGUUUAUAAAGAUGUUUCAAUGGAAUGGUCCUUAAAAGAAAUGGCCUUACUCAUUAUUUUGGGUGUGAAUUAAUUUGUCAUAUCAUUAAAGUAAAAGCUGUGCCACAGUCAUGUUAAUUUGGGAUGCUUGAUCAUCAUCUUUAAACCAAAGACAAGUUUUGUUACCUGCACUGCACUAGGAAGCAGGUAAUUCUUCAUAUUCAGUAUGUUUUGUGGUUUCUGUAUUGAAAAAGAGAUGAUUUAACACCAUUUUGUUACAGGCUGGAAAAGAUGGGUGACCUGUAACAGGGAAGCAUAUAUGUUUUAAUAGGUAGAUUUCCUUUCAUUCAUUUUAUAAACUGUAAAUACAUUUAUAAAAAUGUAGUUGAUGGAUUUUUAAAUGUUUUGUAUGAAAGUGCCAAAUGCGGUCUGAUUUUGAUACAAAAUUUGCAUAUCGGGAUCGUUGCUUUGCUUUUGCAGGAUGGGACAUUAUGUAUCAUUUUAACUCUCAAACGCUCAAUACACUUUAUGUUUAUUAGAGACAGCAGGUGGCGCAGCAGUUACAGUUUCCGUCUUAUACUCAGAAGGCCUGGGUUUGCAUCGCAUCUCUUGUAGUGCCCUUGAGCAAGGUGCUUACCUUGAGUUGUUCCAGUAAAAAUACGGUAUAUCCAGCUGU